AUGCCGUCAAUCACCCCCCUCGUCAUCGCCGCAAGCCUCGGCUUCGUGCAUUUAGCGCACGCCCAGACCAAUAUCACUGCCAGUGCCUGCGCCGCCUCAACUGUCUACUCGUCCUGCAACCUCGAUGUCGCAAACAAGUGGAGUUCCUGCGUGAACGGAUGCAAUGGCUCUAGUGACUGCAUUGUGGACUGCGGCUGUACCGCACACCAAGAGUAUAUCAAUUGCAUGGCACGCUCAUGCUGGAACCAGGUGUACUCCUGCGAAUACCAACUCUUCAUACAGCAGUAUUUCGCCAUAUGCCCCAGUGCCAUCGAGCCAAUCCCAUUCUGGCCAGCACCAGACAAUGCACCAAACCGCUGCUCCUGUGAUCUGGGCAAGGUUCUUCGAGCCACCCUAACUGCGCGCAAGGAGCAAGUGUCCUGUAUCUUAAAUGUAACCGACCACACCGUGAACGAUGUCACAAGCGCCGUGACGAACCUAGGCGAUCUCGCCAAUCUCAGCGACAUUGCUAACACAGCUACCGAAUGUGCAUGUUGCGGUAGUAGCGCCAGUCUUUCAGCUGCCUGGCAAGUGUGUCCAAACACGAUUCCCCGCCUCGCAGGCGCUGAUCUCUGGUUUACAUUCUUCCCAUCCGACUAUCCAAACCUCUAUACUUCGAUUCCGGAUUUCGUCUGGGAUACAUGCGAUAGUACGCUCGGGUCGACAAAUUGUCAAGAUAUUGGGUUCACGGAUCCGUCAGACAAGUUUUACAAGCCGGGUGAGUUCCCGUCGAAUGGGAGCUCGACGUUGAGUAAUGUUGGGGGAACGGUUUCGGCGCCGCCUAGCGGGACGGUGAUUACUUGGUCGCAGUCGAAGACUACGUGGACAAUUACUGCUACUAGGUUUGAUGCUAAGGCUGUUGCUACUAAUAGUGGAUCUACGGCUACUGGGACGGUUACUGGGACAGCUACCGGGACUGAGACGGGGACGUCUGCGGCGCAGACUUCUGUAAAUGCGGGAGUUGUGGUGAAGCCUGCGGUCCUCCUGGUUAUUGGUUGUUUGGUUUUGGGUUUGGUGUUUUGA
Messenger RNA from Penicillium odoratum, 1062 nucleotides. RefSeq lists its product as uncharacterized. Bases 1 to 1062 code for a protein of 353 amino acids. The transcript is spliced from 3 exons. The record is from RefSeq and is a predicted model, not a curated record. Lineage: Eukaryota; Fungi; Ascomycota; Eurotiomycetes; Eurotiales; Aspergillaceae.